UGGCCGUCCACCUCUAGUUCAACUGAUUGCGAAAAAAUAAGUAUAUUUUUGUUGGAUUUUCGCCUAUAAUUAAAAAACAAACCAUGAAUUUAAUAAGCGGCAUAAAGUUGUACAUUGAAAAAAUGUGCGCAGAGUCGGGGCCGGGCAUGAAGAUCAUCCUGCUGGACAAGGAGACGACGAGUAUUAUUUCCAUGGCCUUUAGCCAGUCGGACAUGCUGCAGCGGGAGGUGUACCUGUUCGAACGCCUCGAUUCUGGACGUUCCAACGAGAGGCUCAAGUACCUCAAAUGCAUUGUGUUCAUCCGCCCCACCAAGCAGAACAUCCAGCUGUUGGCCAAUGAGCUGCGCAACCCAAAAUACAGCGCGUAUUACAUAUACUUUAGCAACAUUAUACCACGCACUGAUAUCAAAUACCUGGCCGAAUGCGACGAGUCCGAGUCGGUGAGGGAGGUGAAAGAGCUCUACGCGGACUAUUUGUGCGUCAAUCCCAAUCUGUUCUCCCUCAACAUACCCAGCUGCAUGGCGAAUCUGAACUGGCUGCCAGAUGCACUGACACGCAGCAUGCAGGGCAUCACGGCUGUCCUGCUCUCCCUGAAGCUGAAUCCAGUGAUUCGGUACCGGGCUGGCUCCCAGGCGGCCCAGCUGCUGGCCAAGAUGAUCUACGAGCAAAUCACCAAGGAUUCGACACUGUUUGAUUUCCGUUCGAAUAUGGAUGGGUCUGCGCCGCCUUUGCUGCUGGUGCUGGAUCGACGAGAUGACCCUGUGACGCCGCUGUUGCAUCAGUGGACCUACCAGGCCAUGGUCCAUGAGCUCUUGCAGAUUAAGAACAAUCGCGUUGAUCUCUCGGACCGACCCAAUGUGCCCAAGGACUUCAAGGAGCUGGUCUUGUCCGGCGAUCAGGAUGAAUUUUAUGGGACAAACAUGUACGCGAACUACGGCGAGAUUGGAGCCACCAUCAAGACGCUGAUGGAGGAGUUCCAGCGCAAGGCCAGCGAUCAGAAAAAGGUCGAGAGCAUAGCGGACAUGAAGAACUUCAUCGAGUCGUAUCCGCAGUUCAAGAAGAUGUCGGGCACAGUGCAGAAGCACCUGUGUGUCAUUGGCGAGCUCUCGGGGCUGAGCAACAAGCGAAACUUGUUCGAGUUGUCCGAGCUGGAGCAGGAGAUUGCCUGCAAGGCCGAGCACUCGGCUCAGCUGCAGCGGAUCAAGAAGCUGAUUGCCGACGAGCGGGUCACCAUUGAGGAUGCCCUCAAGCUGGUGGCCCUCUAUGCGCUUCGCUAUGAGCGUCAUGCCAAUUGCGAUACCUCCAGCCUGCUGCAGAUCAUCAAGUCGCGCGGCGGACGAGCUCAGAUUGUGCCCGCUCUGAUCGAGUAUGCGGGCAACCAUGUGCGCCAGGGCGAUCUCUUUAACAUGGUGCGGAUCACCGAUGCCGUGAAGCUAACCAGAAAUCUGAUCAAGGGUCUGAAGGGUGUGGAGAAUGUCUUCACACAGCACACGCCACUGCUGAAGGAAACGCUGGAGGAUAUAUUCAAGGGACGCGAACUGGAUCCCGUCUUUCCGGCCAUCAAUUCCGAACUGGUCCCAUUCCGACGACCGCCCCAGGAGGUGGUGGUGUUCAUCAUUGGCGGUGCCACCUAUGAAGAGGCGCUGGCUGUGCAUCAGUUGAACAAUUCUGGCUACAAGAUCAUUCUGGGCGGCACCACCAUACACAAUUCGCAGAGCUUCAUCAAUGAAGUGCUAGCGGCCACAAAUGGCAUACAGUUUAAGCACACCAAAUCCAUGAUCAAGUAUUGUUCCACAGACAACAUUUAGAGGAAACUAAAGGGAGAGAGAGAGAGAGCAGAGGAGCAACUACUUAUAUUGUUAACUAUUUAUUAUCUGUGUAAUCGCCCCCACCACACUUAAGCUUAUUCCAUGUAAAAUAUCAUUCGUAUCUCCAGGCCAGUGUGUUGCCAGGGGAGGCCACAAUGUAUUAUAUAUCUACUAUAUAUAUGAAUGUA
Drosophila obscura is the source of this 1996-nucleotide messenger RNA. RefSeq names its product vacuolar protein sorting-associated protein 45 (gene Vps45). Gene Ontology annotation, biological process: vesicle-mediated transport; intracellular protein transport. The record is from RefSeq and is a predicted model, not a curated record. The transcript has 3 exons. NCBI's taxonomy places the organism in Eukaryota, Metazoa, Arthropoda, Insecta, Diptera, Drosophilidae. Bases 84 to 1808 code for a protein of 574 amino acids. Gene Ontology annotation, cellular component: Golgi membrane.